Drosophila guanche is the source of this 3285-nucleotide messenger RNA. RefSeq names its product actin-binding LIM protein 3 (gene Unc-115a). Gene Ontology annotation, molecular function: actin filament binding. Gene Ontology annotation, biological process: cytoskeleton organization; lamellipodium assembly. The transcript is spliced from 10 exons. Bases 450 to 2915 code for a protein of 821 amino acids. The record is from RefSeq and is a predicted model, not a curated record. Gene Ontology annotation, cellular component: actin cytoskeleton. Lineage: Eukaryota; Metazoa; Arthropoda; Insecta; Diptera; Drosophilidae.
ACUCGUUUGCUGCCGUCGGUGCUUUGCUGGUGCGGUUUUUUUCUGGCUCCGUUUGAAAUUGUGUCGCAUGAAAAGCUUAUUAAACCACAAUUUUUCACUGUGAUCUUUGUCGGCAAAAGGCAUUUGUGAAUGUAAAGAGCAAUACACGCAUCCGAAUACGAAACGAGUUGGAAGUUCGCGUCGAGCACACUACACCACACCCACACACGCAUACUCUGCCCCGCUGCGUAGAUAUUGCGAAUGCAUACGGCUAAAGAUACAAAUAGAAAAAAUCUAAGCAGAAGAAAAAUUUUGUUAGUGAAGUGAAGAGGAAGUAGUGGUGACCUGUGCGCGUGUAGUUGUGCUUUCCCCGUGCGUGUCGUCAGUGUGUGUGUGUGUGUGCGUGUUUCUUUCCCUCCCCCAUUUUGCAGGCGCAAGUGCGAAGAGCAUAGCAGUAUCUGUAUCUCGCUAUGGGUAAACAAAAAAUUUACUGUGCAAAAUGCACGAAAAAAUGCUCCGGCGAGGUGCUGCGCGUGGCCGACAAUCACUUCCACAAGGCCUGCUUCCAGUGCUGUCAGUGCAAGAAGUCCCUGGCCACUGGCGGUUUCUUUACAAAAGACAGCGCCUAUUACUGCAUACCGGACUACCAGCGGCUGUACGGCACCAAGUGUGCCACGUGUCAGCAGUAUGUGGAGGGUGAGGUGGUCAGCACCAUGGGCAAGACCUACCAUCAGAAGUGCUUCACGUGCUCCAAGUGCCAGCAGCCAUUCAAGUCCGGCAGUAAGGUGACCAACACUGGAAAGGAAGUGCUCUGCGAACAUUGUGUGUCGGGUGGGGGCGGUGGUGGUGGUGUUGGUGGCGGUGCACCUGUUUCGCCGUCACGACAAACGUCUGUAUCGUCGCCAGCACCGCCAGCGGAGAGUCCCACGCGGGCCACAGCUCACCAGCAGCUGACUGGAGGGGUUAUCUCGCACAAGGCGCACCUGAAGGAGGACUACGAUCCCAACGACUGUGCAGGGUGUGGGGAGCUGCUGAAGGAGGGUCAGGCACUGGUCGCUCUCGACAGGCAGUGGCAUGUCUCCUGUUUCCGCUGCAAGGCUUGCCAGGUGGUGCUCAACGGCGAGUACAUGGGCAAGGAUGCGGUGCCGUACUGCGAGAAGUGCUACCAGAAGGGUUUCGGCGUCAAGUGCGCCUACUGCAACCGCUUCAUCAGCGGCAAGGUGCUGCAGGCCGGCGACAACCAUCACUUCCAUCCAACGUGCGCACGCUGCACCAAGUGCGGCGAUCCGUUUGGCGACGGUGAGGAAAUGUACCUGCAGGGCAGCGCCAUUUGGCAUCCACGCUGCGGCCCCGGUCCCUCCGAAUCGGGCAUAAUACUAAACGGCGGCGGCGGCAACACUUCGGUGGUUGGCGGCGCCUCCAAUGGCAACUUUACAGACACCGAAUGUGAUCGCAUGAGUUCCAGUGCACUGAGCGAAAUGUACAUCCGCUCCAGAACUCCGAGUAUAAACGGUUCACUUUAUUCCUCUAGCCGCAAGCAUUAUCGAACGGUCAGCCCGGGCCUGAUACUCCGCGAGUAUGGCCGACCUAUCGGUGAGGAUAUAUCGCGCAUUUAUACCUACAGCUAUCUGACUGAUGCGCCGCAUUAUCUGCGCAAGCCGAUCGAGCCCUAUGACAAGACGCCACUCUCGCCGCACUUUCACAGGCCAGCAUCAUAUGCGACGACCAGCAAUGCGGGCUCUGUGGCCGGCAGUCGUCCGCCCUCGCGUCCCCAUUCGCGCACGCGCAGUGCCAUGAAGGUGCUGGUGGAUGCCAUACGUUCGGAAACGCCACGUCCCAAGAGUCCGGGCAUGAACAACGAAGAACCCAUUGAGCUGUCCCACUAUCCGGAUGCCAAGAAGCCGUUGCCGGGCGAGCAGCCAAAAAUCGAAAGGGAUGACUUCCCAGCACCGCCCUAUCCCUACACUGAUCCGGAGCGCAGGCGACGCUAUAGCGACACAUACAAGGGCGUGCCCGUCUCGGAUGAUGAGGAUGAGAAUGUCCAAAAUGGCAAGCAAACGAAUGGCAAUGCCAAAAAUGGCGAGGAGCAAAGACGCCUUCAACGCGAGGCCGAGCAGCUGGAAAAGCUCAACUCUGGCAUUGGCUCGGUUAUUGCCAAGGAUCUGAAGGAGCACGCCAAGUACCGAAAGUGGAAGCAAAACAAUCUUGAUCCACGCAAUGCCUCGCGCACGCCUUCAGCCUCAAAGGAGCCGAUCUACAAGUUGAGAUAUGAAUCGCCUAUUGGAGCAUCACCAUCACGACAUCUGGACGCACAGAAGCCCUUCUAUGAGGACGAAAUGUUUGAUCGGUCCACCAGCUAUCGCGGCUCGCUGGGCAAAUCGCUGGGAAAUGCGCCCAGUUACAAUGUGGUGAGCGCCCUGCGUCAUGUACCCAAACCUGGAUACGGCCUGGCCCCACGAUCUCACACAUUCAGUUCCACAACAUCUGCCGCCGCCACGAUGCAUGGUGCCACUGACUUCUCUUAUGGAGGACUGGGCGACAAAACGCAUAGCACAGAUCUGAGCUGUGGCAAAUCGGAAGCUUCUGUGGAUUCGAUUACCGAGGGAGAUAGACGCGCCUUAAUGGGCGGCGAUUUGCCCGCCUCGAGCACAUAUUCUGGCGCACUUUCGUAUCACUAUCCGCAGGCGGGACUCAUUCGACGAAGUCUGCCCAAUAUGGCACACUCGAUGUUGGUGCAUGAGCCAGCCAAGAUCUAUCCUUACCAUCUACUGCUUAUCACAAACUAUCGUCUGCCCUCGGACGUUGAUCGCUGUAAUCUAGAGCGUCAUUUGUCAGACAUUGAGUUUGAGCACAUUUUGCAGUGCGCCCGAUCCGAGUUCUAUCGCCUGCCACAGUGGAGGCGCAACGAGCUGAAGCGUCGGGUGAAGCUUUUCUAAGCGAACGCUUAGACAGGGCAGGAUCUGCAACUACUCUAGUGGAGGCUGCUUGCGACGAAACCAAAAUAAUACAUUUUACCUUAAACGAAAGGAAGAAACAGAUAAACAUAAUGGGAAACUAUGCUAAUUUCACAGCCAGUUUUGAAACACGCUUUAAAUAGUUGAUGCAAGUGAAGCUAAAACUAAAACUAAAUUUAAACACAUAGUUACAGUGCGGAGCGGCGUGGAACGACCUGGGUUAGCUCCAGUUUAUUUUUUUAAGAAUUAGUUGCGCCCACAAAAGAGAGAAGAUUGUAACUUGAAAUGAAACAAACACUAAGGAAAAUCCCAAAUAAAUACGAAAUGUAUACAGAUUUCAAAUUAGUUCAAA